CCUGUUGUUAGCGGCUGUGUUUGCUAGUUACGCCCUUAGCUUUGCGCUAUGGAUCUCCCCGAACCCAUACGAAGGCGUUUGGGAGAUUUUUCACGAACAGUUUUCGUGAAUCAGGGUCAUUCACAACUUUCGUCCGAGGAUCGUAUCACGUUUCUGAAUCACAAUGUUCUCUCCAGCCUGCCUCUUCAAAUGGCUCUCUUCUUCAACAUGUGCUUCUUUCCUCUGUGGUGGAUUAGUGAAGUUAUAAUGCUGCAACUCAAAUAUCCUUCACUUCCUGAUUACUACAAAUUCAUCCUAAUUACCAUCCUGAUUUUAAUGACUCUCAUCGAGGCAAUCAGGCUCUACCUGGGCUAUGCAGGUAAUCUGCAAGAAAAGGUCCCUGAACUGGCUGGCUUUUGGCUCCUCAGCCUCCUUCUGCAGUUCCCUUUGAUUCUGUUCCAGCUCUUCAAUGAAGCGAUACUCAUUCAGCCUUUGGAAAGAGGAGUUCAUAUAGUUCUGGCCUUGUUCAUUUUAACAGAGGCUCUGUCUGGUUUUGUUGCACUGCGUGGAAUGGUCAGACACACCGAAAGCCGCUUCCACCUCAGUCAGUUUAAUGGUAUUCAAGAACUCCGAUCAUGACGGCUGUGCCACUCAUGAACUUCACAUCUUUGUAAAUAAUAGACAUUUUAAAAAAAACUACAGUGAUCACUUUUAUACCACAUGAAACGAAUCAUUUCAGUAACAUGUCCAUGUGGACAAAUCACAAGCAUUCAUUUGAACUACUUUUUCAAUCCUGUUUUUCUCAUUCAUUCAAUUUAUGACAUUAGCAGAUCACAGUUGUAAAAGUUUUUUAUUCUAUAUUUUUUUAAAAUAAUAAAAAAAACUCGAGCAAAA
Messenger RNA from Neoarius graeffei (lesser salmon catfish), 873 nucleotides. It is a transcript of the gene tmem17, whose product is annotated as transmembrane protein 17. Gene Ontology annotation, biological process: non-motile cilium assembly. The transcript is spliced from 5 exons. The coding region runs from base 49 to 618 and encodes 189 amino acids. Lineage: Eukaryota; Metazoa; Chordata; Actinopteri; Siluriformes; Ariidae. Gene Ontology annotation, cellular component: ciliary transition zone. The record is from RefSeq and is a predicted model, not a curated record.